This is a messenger RNA of Manacus vitellinus (golden-collared manakin), 2556 nucleotides long. It is a transcript of the gene AMIGO2, whose product is annotated as adhesion molecule with Ig like domain 2. Gene Ontology annotation, molecular function: protein binding. The record is from RefSeq and is a predicted model, not a curated record. The transcript has 2 exons. The coding region runs from base 874 to 2451 and encodes 525 amino acids. Gene Ontology annotation, biological process: brain development. Lineage: Eukaryota; Metazoa; Chordata; Aves; Passeriformes; Pipridae.
UUGGGAAUGCAAACAUCUAAUGCCAAUGUAUAUAUAAAUUGUUGUGAAAGGUGAAUUCUCCCAUCCUGCUGCCUUCAUAUUUCUUCUUUUGAUGGGUCAUUAGAAGGUUCAGCUCUUUAGUUUCAUAGCACAUCUUCUACCACUUGACUUAAGAGUAGCCUGCCAGCUACUGAGCAGCCUGCCAGAUUGGCAGAGGGUUAGAGGCAAGGGAAAUAAAGAACUGAGGGGGAGUGGAAAUGUUUGCAUUUUGCACGUAUUAAUAAAUUGCAUAGGUAAUUUUAGGUUCAUAAGUAGCAGAUAUAAAUUCUCUGGAGAAGUGUGGUCUAAGGUUCACCUCCUGAAUCUCUUGCCUCUCUUCUGCUUAGUCCUCUUUACACCCUCUUCAUCUGCUUUUCCAGUCUCAUAAGCCUUGACUGACUUCUGCAUCCUCAAACUACCUCCUCCUCAGUUACUUCGUUAGUAACAGUGAUGAUGCUCCAUUAGCAUCCACCUCCCCUGGUUUUGCACUACCUUCCCUAUGUAUCUCUUACCCUUCUUUUCUCUCACUUUCUUUGACUGUCUCUCUGCCCUGCUUCCCUCCACCAUUUAGGUCUUGAUUUUAAUGUUUUUGUCCUCAAGACUCGUGUUUUCUUCAUCCAUCUUGCAUCAUCAGAGAAUACAGUUUCACUUUCCAUCUGAGGAUGCUUUUUUCUCCUCCCCCCACUGUUCACAGGAAGCCUCCCAGCUCCUGGCCACAGCCACUAUCAGCAGCUCAGAGCAGGCAUAACAGGGUUCGUCCUGCUCAGAUACUGCUCCAACAGCAACUGGUGCAAAACUAACUGCACGUAUAAUCUGUGGGAAGGAGCUCUGGGAGACAGCUAAGAGACAGUGACAAUGUCUUUAAACAGGCGGACAAUUCCUACUCAACUUGGAGUUUUUAAAGUGAACUGCAAAGGACUCGCAUGCCUCUUGGUCUUCACAGUAAGCAUUUGUGGCAGUGCCCCAGGGAUGUGUCCAACAGCCUGCAUCUGUGCCAGUGAUAUCAUAAGCUGCACCAAUAAGAACCUCAGUCGAGUGCCAGGAAAUCUUUAUAAAUGUAUAAAAAGGCUGGAUCUGAGUUAUAACAGAAUUGGGCUUUUGGAGCCUGAAUGGGUCCCAGUGUUAUUUGAGAAACUGAACACUUUAAUAGUCAAUCAUAAUAGCAUUAGCAGCAUUGUCACUGGAAGCUUUUCUACAACUCCAAAUCUGAAGUACCUAGACUUGUCAUCCAACAGCCUGAAGACACUGGGCAGCCCUGUGUUUCAGGAGCUAAAGGCACUGGAGGUUCUCCUGCUGUACAACAAUCAGAUAACACAGAUUGACUCUUUAGCGUUUGGAGGAUUGUACAAUUUACAGAAACUAUACUUAAGCUACAACUUGCUCUCAAAUUUCCCACUGGACUUAUAUGUUGGAAAACAUAAACUGACAGACCUUGUAUUGCUGGAUGUUUCCUUUAAUCACAUCCGGUUGAUGCCUAUUCAGCGCUUGAGUUCAGUGCCAGCUAAACAACUUAGUGGAAUUUAUCUUCACGGCAACCCAUUUUAUUGUGACUGUGUCCUGUACUCCAUGCUAAUCUUCUGGUAUCAAAGGCAGUUCAGCUCAGUGGUGGACUUCAAAAAUGAGUACAGCUGUUUGUUGCAAUCAGACCCAGGAGGUCACAAUAAACUGCCUUUGCUGCUCGACAACUUUCUGAAUUGCUCUGAAAGCACUGUCAACAGCUCUUUCCAAGCCUUUGGGUUUAUUCAUGAUGCCCAAGUUGGUGACAGGCUGAUUGUACACUGUGACAGCAGAAUCAGUGAUGUGGGCACACACUUUGUUUGGAUUAGUCCAGACAAUAGAUUGCUGGAGCCAGACAGGGAGACCAAUAACUUUAAGGUGUUUCCUAACGGCAGCCUGGAGAUAACAGAUGCCCAGCUAGAGAACUCAGGGCUGUAUUCCUGCAUCGCAAUAAAUAAGAAAAGAUUAUUAAAUGAAACCGUAGAGGUUAGAAUAAAUGUUAGCAAUUUCACAAUGAACAGGUCCCAUGCUCAUGAAGCAUUUAAUACAGCUUUUACCACCCUUGCUGCCUGUGUGGCCAGUAUUAUUUUAGUAUUGCUGUAUCUCUAUCUGACUCCCUGCCCAUGUCAAUGUAAGGCGAAAAAGAAGAAGAGGAAGCUGAACCAAAGCAGUGCCCACUCUUCCAUACUGAAUUCUACAAUACCGCAAGAGCUGAAUUCUACAAUGCCAGCAGACGAGAAGAAGGCUAGCACUGGUAAACGGGUAGCUUUUCUGGAACCUGUGCAUGAACCAAAACACAGUCAGAAUGGGAAAGUAAAACUGUUUCCUAAUGACAGCAUCAUUACUGAGAGUAUCUUAAAAACUACUCGAACAAAAUCCGACUCUGAUUCUGUCAACUCUGUGUUCUCAGAUACACCUUUCAUGCCACCAACUUAGUUUGCUGCCUGUGUUUGUAUUGUGCAGUUACUUUUCUGAAUACCUCCUCUGCUUGUAGCAACCAUCAGGAAAAACAAAUAAAAAGAGAGAAAAUGUUUUAAAAAA